AGGAUAUAUUCAAGAAGAGAAGGAAAGGAAAAACAUCUCCAGAAAAUCACAUCAAAGGAAAGCAAGAGCAAAACAUGUCUUCUAAAGCAUCCACUCUCCUCUUUGGCCUCUCUCCAACGUUAACAUCUCCCAGCAUAUCACGCUCAUCUCCAGCCUCCAAAGAUUCCCCAAAAUCUUUCACUGCCUUUUGGCUGUCGGGGGCCAAAGGCAAACAGCUAAAUUCCAAUUUUCGUGCGACGUGCAAGGCUACAUCCAAGCCUACAACACAAGAAAACAAAUUAGAGUUCUACGAUGGGAUACAGUGCCAGGAGACUGUGGAGGAUGACACAGAAGAGGAAGCUCCUGAGGUUUAUGUAUCGAAUGAUGAGAUAAAGGAACGCGUUGAUAGAAUAAGAUCAAUGUUGGGAUCAAUGGGAGAUGGAGAAAUAACAGUAUCAGCCUACGACACAGCAUGGGUUGCUCUUGUGGAAGAUGUCAAUGGGAGUGGUGCUCCUCAGUUUCCAUCUAGCCUUCAAUGGAUCGCCGAGAAUCAACUUUCCGACGGUUCCUGGGGUGACCAUUUGGUGUUUACCGCCCACGAUAGGAUCCUUAACACAUUAGCUUGUGUGAUUGCUUUGAAAAAAUGGAAUACUCAUCACGACAAAUUCAAAAAAGGAAUGUCAUUCAUCAAGGAAAACAUAAGCAAGCUUGAAAAUGAGAAUGCUGAGCACAUGCCGAUUGGUUUCGAAGUUGCUUUCCCUUCGCUCGUUGAAAUAGCUCAAAAAUUCGAUAUCAAAAUCCCUACUAAUUCUCCUAUCUUGCAAGAAAUCUAUGCAAGAAGAGAUCUAAAACUCACAAGGAUACCAAAAGACAUAAUGCAUCAAGUGCCCACAACACUGCUGCAUAGCUUGGAAGGCAUGGCAUUGGCAGGGCUUGACUGGGAAAAGCUUCUAAAGCUGCAGUGCUCGGAUGGGUCUUUCCUUUUCUCUCCAUCCUCCACUGCCUUUGCCCUCAUCCACACCAAAAACCAUAAUUGUCUUGCUUAUCUCAACAAUGCUGUUCAAAAAUUUAAUGGUGGAGUACCAAAUGUUUAUCCGGUGGACUUGUUCGAACGUAUUUGGAUCGUGGAUCGGUUGGAACGCCUCGGAAUUUCUCGAUAUUUCCAGUCCGAAACUACAAAAUGCGCCCAUUAUGUCCAUAGAUAUUGGACUGAACGGGGAAUUUGCUGGGCAAGAAAUACACCGGUUCAUGACAUAGAUGACACAGCCAUGGGAUUCAAGCUUCUUAGGUUACAUGGCUUCGAUGUCUCCGCAGACGUGUUUGGACAUUUUGAGAGCGACGGGGAGUUCUUCUGCUUCACAGGACAGUCAACGCAAGCAGUCACCGGAAUGUUUAAUUUGUACAGAGCUUCUCAGUUGGUGUUUCCGGGAGAGAAGAUUCUUGAGGAUGCCAAGAAUUUCUCAUGCAAAUUUCUUAAAGAAAAACAAGCUACCAAACAGCUCCUUGAUAAGUGGAUUAUAAUCAAAGACUUACCUGGGGAGGUUGGGUAUGCACUAGAGGUUCCAUGGUAUGCAAGCUUACCACGGGUGGAAGCUAGAUUUUAUAUAGAACAAUAUGGUGGUGACAACGAUGUUUGGAUUGGCAAGACCCUUUAUAGGAUGCCUUAUGUGAACAACAACAACUAUCUUGAGUUAGCCAAACUAGACUACAACAACUGCCAAGCACUGCAUCAAUUUGAAUGGGCUAGUUUUCAAAAGUGGUAUGAAAAGUACAAUCUUGGAGAGUUAGGGGUGAGUCGAAAGACACUUCUCCUGGCAUAUUUUGUUACAGCAGCUAGUAUAUUUGAACCAGAAAGGUUUAAGGGGCGAUUGGCAUGGGCUAAAACUACAAUAAUGGUGGACAUGAUUUCAUCUUAUUUCAACCAUGAGGAAACUACAAGGGAGCAGAGGAGCGCCUUCAUCCAUGAAUUCAAAAGUACAUUUGGCAAUACAAACUAUACAAAUGACAAAAGGUGGUCUAUGAAGGAUUCUAACAAGACAGCACAAAGUCCUCUUAGGGCCCUAAUUGAAACCCUAAACCAUCUUUCAGUAGAGGCAACGGUGGCACACAAAAGAAAUAUCCGCCCCCAUUUAUGUCAUGCCUGGGAAAUGUGGAUGCUAUCGUGGCUAGAGGAAGGAGACAGUAUAAGGGAACAAGGUGAAGCAGAGCUUGUAGUGCGUACCAUAAAUUUGAGUUCUGGGCAUUGGGUAUCAGAGGAGCUAUUGUCUCAUCCUCGUUACAAAAGCUUGUCCACCCUCACCACUAGAGUUUGUCACCAACUUCAUCAUUUGAAGAAGAAAAAGGUACAUGAUAGUGACAACAACAAUAGAAGCAACAUGACAACCCCUCAAAUCGAAUUAGACAUGCAAAAACUUGUGCAGAUAGUGCUUCAAAACUCCUCAGAUGAUAUCGAUCCCAACAUUAAGCAAACCUUCCUAAUCGUAGCAAAGAGUUUUUACUACACAACCUAUUGUAAUCCCGAAGUUAUUGAUCAACACAUUGCUCAAGUGCUCUUUCAACGAGUAAUUUGAGCUUGAUCUGUGCAUUUAAAACAAAUUUCAAUCACAUUAUUUAUGCUUAUUUAAAACAAAUUUCAAUCACAUUAUGGCU
Malania oleifera is the source of this 2628-nucleotide messenger RNA. Its product is annotated as (-)-kolavenyl diphosphate synthase TPS28, chloroplastic-like. Gene Ontology annotation, cellular component: chloroplast. Gene Ontology annotation, biological process: gibberellin biosynthetic process. The coding region runs from base 75 to 2549 and encodes 824 amino acids. The record is from RefSeq and is a predicted model, not a curated record. The transcript is spliced from 16 exons. NCBI's taxonomy places the organism in Eukaryota, Viridiplantae, Streptophyta, Magnoliopsida, Santalales, Ximeniaceae. Gene Ontology annotation, molecular function: magnesium ion binding; terpene synthase activity.